AUGGCUUGGCACUUUCCCACUCAACUUAGUGAUUUUGGGCCUUCGAUAUCGAUUGUGGGCCUGCCACGUGUCCUAAAGAAGGAGGUUGCCCUAAUCGAGGAAUCGGUAGGCUGGGUGCCGAAUGCCAUUAUGAUUGGACACAAUCUUUGUCCACGUGUUUGGCCCUCAUUGGCUGUUCAUUUUGGGUAUAAACAAGUUCCAUUCUUGUUGAUGAACUAUGACUCAUUCUAUUCAAAGCUUCUAGGCUUCCUUGAUGAUUGUGAGGACUGGGGCACCUUCUCCAACGGAGAGAUUACAUCUUUGUGGAAGGUUUGUGAUAGUAACUCAGAGGCUUUGGCUUAUUUGGCAAGGUUAGGUAGUUUGGCUAAAAAGAAGGAAAAUUCUCCUUCCAGCAGACUCCUUACUUGGCUCUCUAUUUUGGAGAACUAA
Prunus armeniaca (apricot) is the source of this 429-nucleotide messenger RNA. Lineage: Eukaryota; Viridiplantae; Streptophyta; Magnoliopsida; Rosales; Rosaceae. The record is from the annotation of a GenBank genome assembly.